AUGUUAAACGAUUUUGAUAAUCGUAUUUUAACAUUUGCAAUCGAUGCAUUAUUAAAAGAUUUCGAGCCAAAAGAUGCAAUCCCAUUCAUAUCGUCGAAAUUUAUUUUCAAUGAAAAUCAGCAAGAAAUUAUUCUCAAUUUGCCGAGAAGAAUGAAUCGAGUUCUCGAAUUCAUACGACAGUAUCGCGUAUCAGCCGAAAGUUUAUCCGAUUUAAUAUCAUUUUUUGAACAUUAUGGACAACCUCAUUUAGCCAAUGAAUUGAAAAAAGAAGUUUCCUUUAAUGAUAAGCAAGUUUUAUCAAAAAGCUCUUAUCAUUUCCUAAAAAAUUCCAAUCUUCCUUAUAGUAUUAGCAGUAGCGUUGUACGAGAAAAGCAAAUGACUAAAUUGCGAGAUAUUCUUAUUAUUCAAUCAGAAAAAGGAACACCUUCCUUUUGGAUCGUUAUACAUGGUAUGGCUGGUUGUGGUAAAACUUGCCUUGUGAUCGAUACUUUGCGGUCCUACUCACACCAACUAUGUCAAUUUUAUACUGAAGUCAUUUGGAUUCAUGAUGGCCGAACGAAUUCCGAACAGCUUCAGAAAUAUUUUUCUGAUGUUGUUAUACUUCUUUCAAAUGAUUCCCUAAUUUUAAAUGGUCGCGAAUCAAAUUUGAAUCUACAGCAACUCGUUCGAAAUGCUUUAAAUUACCGUCCUAAUUCGCUUAUUUUGCUCGAUGAUGUACUUCUUGAGGAAAGUGUUCGUUGGUUCGAUGAAUUUAAGGCUCGAAUUAUUGCAACAACUACAAAUCUGGAAAUAUUUCAAGCAGUUCGUCAACAGAAUACCUUGUAUUCUAUGAAACUUCAUGGUUUCUCUGUUGAGGAAAUGCAGUUUUUCGUGUCUCUAAAUAAAUUUGAUGGUAUUACUUCGAGUCUUUUAGACCAUUUAUUCGACGUCACUUGUGGUCAUCCAGCUAUUUUCAAUAUAAUGGUGAAGUCAUGUAAGGGCGAUGUUGAACGGUACCAUAUUGAUUCAACCAAAUAA
Molecule: messenger RNA, 1017 nt
Organism: Dracunculus medinensis (Guinea worm)
Lineage: Eukaryota; Metazoa; Nematoda; Chromadorea; Rhabditida; Dracunculidae
Source: the annotation of a GenBank genome assembly